Saccostrea cuccullata (small rock oyster) is the source of this 722-nucleotide messenger RNA. RefSeq lists its product as uncharacterized. The coding region runs from base 114 to 521 and encodes 135 amino acids. The record is from RefSeq and is a predicted model, not a curated record. NCBI's taxonomy places the organism in Eukaryota, Metazoa, Mollusca, Bivalvia, Ostreida, Ostreidae. The transcript has 6 exons.
UCUUGGCAACUGCAAGGAACCGUUGCGUUGUGGUUACUGUCGUUAGUUACUCACUUCGAUCAGUUGCGAGUAGACGUGUUUUUUAAACAGCCACGAAAAUCUCAAAUUUCACAAUGAAAAGAGAAAGAUCUUCUGAAAGAAACAGCAAGAGUGUGUCUAAGAGGCGCCGUAUAGAGGCCUCUUCAGAUGACAGUCGUCAGUGGUACGAGGUGAUGGUUGCCCUGGCGGCCAAAUCAGCUUGCAAGCAAGUCUUUGCUUCUGCUGUUCAUGAAUGGAGAGAUCACAUUCGAGACUGGCGUGAACUGACCAGUGCCAUCAACAGUUCUGAUGAGCGUAGGGAGCUUCCUACCAUACCACAACCUACGAAUCACAUUGAAUGGUUGGCCAGAGUCAAUUUUAAGCAUAGGCCAGUGCGCCGCUAUGACAUACCAGAACAGAGACGCUGUGACGUCCCAAAGCAGAGACGUCAUCACAAAGUCUCCAAGAAACAAGAUUUGGAUUCCUCCUUUUGUGUCUACUAAAGAGGAGAGCGAUAUUGGUUAUGCAUGGUCGCAAAUGGUGUGCAAAUGUCAGAAACCGAACCGCCACUACCAUCUCUGUACCAAUGGGCUCGACAUUGAUGUUUCACGUCCCUUAUGGAUUGCAUGCUGGGGUAGUUGCAUGUGAUACUGAACAUGGGCAUAUAUAGACAAGACAUGCAGAUAUACAUGUGUUGUAUUAUU